Bradysia coprophila is the source of this 3033-nucleotide messenger RNA. Its product is annotated as protein FAN-like. The record is from RefSeq and is a predicted model, not a curated record. NCBI's taxonomy places the organism in Eukaryota, Metazoa, Arthropoda, Insecta, Diptera, Sciaridae. Gene Ontology annotation, molecular function: protein binding.
UCUGCCAUAUCAUCACUACUGUGACUUUCUGACAACAAUAACAAAAAAAAAAAGUUGGCAAAAAACGGUAAUGUGAAAAGACAACAAAAAAUGUAAAAAAGGGGAUUAACAAACCAUUCGUCAUUCAAUUAAAUUUGCCGAUUCCAUUCUUAUGUUUUGCUAGUUAUAAUUCAAUAGUACAUAGUGUUCUGAGUCAAAUCCUCAAUAAAAUGGACAAAGAAAGAUUCUCCUUACUCCUACUGGAACCGAACGAAAUUUACUUCGAAGACUUUCUGGCCAAUUUAAUCGAUGAACAACGAACAGCUUCAGAUGAGCCCGUACGGGAUGGACAUCUGAAAAUGUGUUCGAAAUCAAUAAUUUUCGAUCCGAAAGAUAAAAUGGAACCGAUUGUAAAGAUCGUUUACAAAGACUGUAAAAAGCUUUACGAAUGGCCGGGGAAAUUAGAUUCGAAGGAUUCGAAUGUGUUGGCCGUUGAGUGUUCUCAAUACACCGAAAUAUUGGAAAGAAACGUAUUAGCUCCAUAUACAUUCAGAAAUGAAAGUCGGGUGUUUCUCUUCAGUAUGCAAUAUGCCCGGAUUGAGACACUGUUACAGCAUCUAAGUCAGUUGCAUAGAGCUUCUAGUCUUCAACCAUAUGAACAAAACGAUAUGAUUGCAAUGAUUGUCUUCUCACGGCAUAAACGAUACAAGUUUGAUCCACUAUGGCUGAAUGACAUUUACGAAGGAAUAAUUGUCGAAAAUACAGUCGAUGAAAUAAAACCACUCAUCACCAAUCCAGGCCGUUUAUUGCUAUCCACAAAUGCAAUCUAUUUUCAGCCUUAUAACAAUAUCCAACCGUAUCCCGUGAAAAAAAUUUCGCUAAAAUCUCUGGAAAGUCUGACGAAGCGAAGAUUUCUGCUCAGACACAUUAGCUUGGAGAUCGUGUGGAAAGAUUCCAGCAAUGACAAGACUGAUACAUUGUACGUGGCAUUUCGUAACGAGACUGAUCGGAAUACAUUUUAUGAAAAGACUAUGGCACAGGACGGUGUCUCGAUAGCAAAAAUCAAACCAGAAACGAUGACACUUAAGUGGCAGAAUGGGGCCAUUUCGAAUUACGAAUAUUUGCUAUACCUAAACAGUUUAGCUGAUCGGACAUUUCACGAUUUAACUCAGUAUCCAAUAUUUCCGUGGAUCAUCAGUGACUACACUUCGAACGAAUUGAAUUUGGAGGACGAGAAAUGUUAUCGCGAUUUAACGAAGCCAAUGGGUGCAUUGAAUCCGGAACGGUUAAAUCGAUUGAAGGAACGCUUAGACGAGAUGGGCGAUCCUAAAUUCCUCUAUGGAUCCCAUUAUUCUGCUCCUGGCUUGGUUUUGUUUUAUUUAGUAAGAAAGCAUCCGAAACUUAUGCUGUGUCUACAGAAUGGACGAUUUGAUCAUCCUGACCGAAUGUUUAAUAAAAUGUCCGAUGUGUACAAUAAUUGCCUGAAUAACAUGUCGGAUUUUAAGGAAUUAAUACCAGAAUUCUACGACACCAGCAAAAAGGGCGAUUUUCUUCGAAACGAUUUAAAAAUUAAUUUCGGUACGAGACAUGAUGGUACGCCGGUGAAUCACGUUCAACUGCCACCAUGGGCGAAAGAUUCACCUGAACAUUUUGUUGAAAUAUUUCGCGAAGCUCUCGAGUCCGACUAUGUAUCACAAAAUCUGAACCACUGGAUCGACUUGAUAUUCGGAUAUAAGCAGCGAGGCGAGGAGGCAAUAAAAGCAAAUAAUCUGUUUUUUCAUCUGUGUUACGAGGGAUCGGUUGAUCUUGACGAAAUAAACGAUUUGCGGGCUCGUCAUGCAUUGGAAGUGCAAAUAUCAGAAUUCGGUCAAAUACCUAAGCAAUUGUUUCACAAACCACAUGUGCCUAGGACACGAUCACCUUCACUCAAAGAGAUAUCGGACAUAGCCGAAUGUGAUACGAAGAUAAAUCGAUUUGAUUUGAGCGAUCAAGUUCAAUCACACAAAAAUAUAGUCAGUUGUGUUAUCGUCGACGGAUCGACGAUCAUUUCGACCGGAAAGGACGGAUUGCUCAAAUGUUAUGACAUUAAGGGGAAGCGACAGACAAGGAGCGUGUUCAUUGGGUCUCUACCGCUAAGUUGCUGUGUUAAAAUUCCAGAAACGAGUACAAUCGUUCUAGGCUCUUGGGAUAACACAAUCAUGACCUAUAACUUAGACUUCGGUCGUGUUUCUAAUGUUAUACCCGCACAUGAUGACGCAGUCUCCACACUAACAAUUUUGUCAAAACUUGGAAUAUUAAUAUCUGGUAGCUGGGAUUGCUCUGUUAAAAUAUGGAAAGGAUUUAACUCAAGUGGUUGCGUAUCAUUUCGCAUGUCCGACGCAAUGGUGGCCUAUUUGUCUCUAGAGGAAAAAGUGUCAUCCAUCGAUGCCUCGUUGACCGAUGACAAUAUACUGCAAGUUGCUGUUGGAACAUUUUCCGGUGAAGUGUUUUUGUGGAAAUUACGCGUAAACAGUACAACCGAUAUGGAAACGAUCGAAAAUGCCGUAAUGACCAAGCAUAUUGACGAAGUAACAUCAGUUCAAUUCAAUCCAUCGAAAACAAAAAUUGCUUCAGCUAGCUUGGACGGAUCCUUUCAUAUUUGUGAUAUUACGACUGGCAUGGUAGUGCUCAGCCAACAACACAAUAGUCCAAUAAUUUGUUUAGAUUGGAAAUAUUCCGAAGAAUACUUGGCCAUGGGUGACGAAAAUGGCCACUUAGUUCUCUGGAAUAUGUUAACCGGAUCGGAGUACAUCAAAUCGAAGGUUUUUACUGGGUUGGUAUCUUGCCUUGUGACCACGAAUGUUGAAAAGAAAAUUAUUGUAGCAGGAAUCGGCGGCAGUGAUAGACAUGAGUAUAGCAUCAAAGUUUUCGAUUGUUUGUAAAAUAAAAAGGAAAACAUAUUCGACAAUCAAUGAACGUUGUGAUAGUCUGUAGGUAGUCGUGACGUAUUGUGACGUAAAAUAUAAAAUUAAUCGACUAUGUGUAGGAGCAAUAAAGAUAUGUGUUAUAAACGAA